Molecule: messenger RNA, 2697 nt
Organism: Anarrhichthys ocellatus (wolf-eel)
Lineage: Eukaryota; Metazoa; Chordata; Actinopteri; Perciformes; Anarhichadidae
Product: zinc finger protein 706-like
Exons: 2
Coding region: 1424-1654 (76 amino acids)
Source: RefSeq, a predicted model, not a curated record
CUUAUUGUUGUCUGUACCGUGACACCUUGUGGUAGGCAUUUCAAUUUGCACCAUGCAGACUGAAAAUGUUACUCAGAUAUGCAUUCCACAAAUGUGGUUGGCUAUGCGCAUUGAUUUUAGAAAGAUGUUUUGUAUCGGUUAAGUGCUGAUAUACGCACAUACACCUUGGUGCAUUCGUAUUUCGUAUUAUUUGAAGCCUUUCCUGUUGCAAGAGAGGAUGGAGCUGAUGCUGCCUUUGGGUGCUGUCAGGAAUGUUCACAUCCAACCCAUAUCCCUACAUCGCCGAACAGGCGUAAUUGUGAACGGUUCUCUCGCGUCCACUGACAACACUUGAAGGCAGCAUAGUGUAGGUUGUGGGCAGGCGCAUUAGCGCGGUGUUUCAUGAAUUCCAUUUUGGUGGGAAUACGUUUAUUUUCACUGGUAAGGCAUUUUAAAAAAAUAUGUAAUUUGACUCGUAAUACCUUUACAUCUUAAUAUCUAUCAAUGUUCCAUUUUCUGUGUGUGUUCCUCCAAACUAUUCUAACGUUACCUAACCUAGCGUGAGCGAUAGCUACCGGCUAACAGCAUGCUUGCCUCUCUUGAUUAAGUUAGUCGUUUCCUUUAACAUUAUAUUUAUUCUAUAGAUGGACUUAAAUAUGCGAGUUGUGUGUCCCCAAGGCGACCUUGUCUUCCACGUUAUCUAUUUGCAACCGUCGCUCUUAAAACCAGAUGGUCGGUGGCGAGCUAAAGUUGGCUAACGCUACUGCUAAACUAGUCGGAUAGCGUUAGGACGUCAGGUUAGGUUAGCCCCACGAAAGCCAUGCAUGGCGCAGACUGAACUGACGUCACCCUCAGUGCUCGUGGGUGGAUGGCAUUUGAAUGUCACGUCAAAAAGGUUGCCGAGUAAGUUUACAUAAAGUCACAAGCAAAGAGGGAAAUGGGUAACGUCACUCCUUUCUCAGACCGUUGUUGGAGUGAUUUAUGACUGUCUCCAGUGUUUUGACAGAGUAACAGUCCCUCCCUCGUCAAAAGCAGUUAAAACAAACUUCUUACACAAUCAUAUCGCUGACCUAGUUAUAGUAUUAUAUCCGUUACAGCUAUGACAUCUGCAGUCUGAUUUUCUUUGGGGAAAUUUCCAAGUUAAUUGCCUGUGACCCAAAAAAAGUGGCAAUUAACCUCGUUCUUGAAGAUAUUUCAAAACCAUUGCAUUUUGAAGUCUAUUGAUCCUAUAGUCGUCAAGGUUGCUUCAUCUGCAGUCUUCACUGGUGUAACUGCUUCGUGUUUCCAGUUGCUCCAUCUUUCAUCCCCCUCUGUGCUUCACGUUUUCCUUUCCACCCUCUUCUCAGGGGGGUUCUAGGUUUUAUAGUCUCUCAGUUUAUGGCUCAUCACCUUCUCUAUGGUGCUGUAGUGAUCAAAUUCCUGUAUAAUUUCUUCAGCAUCAGAUAUGGCCCGUGGGCACCAGAAGUUCCAGUCCCAGCAGAAGAAUGCCAAAAAGCAGGCAGACAUCAAGCAGAGCAAAGGCCAUGACCAGAAGGCAGCGGCUAUGGCUGCUUUAGUAUACACGUGCACUGUGUGUCGGACACAAAUGCCCGACCCGAAGACCUUUAAGCAGCACUUUGAAAGCAAACAUCCAGAGUCCUCCAUGCCCCCGGAGUUGGUCGGUGUGGAGGCAUAAUAGAUUCACCUCUCGUUCAGUAAGACCGUUGGGGCUUAUUCCUCAUGCUGCCGAAUUUAGUUCUUGAUAUACGAGUGUUUAAUGCAGGGUUGUUACUGUAACUGCCUUCCCGUGGUCUUUUUGCCAAAUGGGAUUUUUUGCAAAACUAUCCUCACUAUUGAGAAUUCGAUCUGGGGUCAGCACUGAGGGUAGACACACAGCAGGCAGCUAUGAAUCUUAUGAUUGUAUGCAAUAUUUCCGUCUCAUCGCUUCAAAACAUUCUGCUGAAAAGAUCAGCUUGUCCAUGAACUCUUCCGUCACCUCAGGGCUCACACCGUUUCAUUACACGGUUUGGAUUUAGAAGAAAAUGUCAAAUUGGCACAGAUGAACAAAGUUGUGAUACUAAGAUGAUAAUUGGAAGUCAUCUGCAUCCAACUCCAACGUACUUUGAAAGCCAUUGUGGAUUUUUGAAAGGAAUUUGUGAUGUGCUGGGGUUGAGCUCAUAUUUAUACUUUAUUCAGAAUGACUUUGGAGUUCAUAGUGUGCCUGGAAAGACACUUAUUUAAAACCACUAAUAUUGUGUUAUUUUAAGUAGAUUUAUAUUUACCUCCAGUCUGCACUGAUUUUUUUUUACCUUGCCUGGAUAAUUUUUUUAAAUCUAGGAUGAUAUUCUUGGUGAGAAUAUAUUGUGCUACACUGAUAUUUUUAUGUAUCUCUAGUUCAUGACCACUGUGUAGCUUUCUCAUGUGCAACUCGUAUGACAAACCUUCCAUGAAACUAUCCCCCCCCCCCCCCCCCUCUUUUCGUACAGCAUGAAGCAGUAAUAUUAUCCUUCACCUCGUGAGAAGCUGUCUGUUGAGUGAAAUGGGGGGGUUUGUACAGGGUGUUGUAAAUGAUUCUCCCAACAAUCUCCUCGUAUCCUCAAUACAUUUGGACCUGCUGGUCAUUAACCACUGACAUUGUACCACUGUGCUUAAGUCAUGUUUUUACUUUUGUAACAAUCAUUUAUUUGUCCCCACAAUGUUAUGUCUAGCCUAUUAAUAAAGUUGUUGCUUUUAUAUGAA